UCUAUCUCUCCUCCGCGGCUCAAACUCGUCGUACGCUCUCUCUUCUUUCUCCACAGCAAAGCAGGGGAGCUUCAAGACAGAUAAGACACAACAACACUCCAACGGUGAUUGGCAGCGGCGGCUCGACGGAGAAGAUGCGGCAGCACAACAACUACGGGGAGAGGGCGGGCUCGACGGAGAAGAUGCGGCGGCACAACAGCUGCAGGGAAAGGGCGAGCUUGCACAACAGCUGCGGCGAGAGGCUCUGUGUUCUAUCCUCUUCUUCCCCUCUUCUUGCCCUCUUCUUCUUCCUCCUCUUUUUCUUCUUCUCUUGGAUAGAUCUGCAAAUAUCCUCUUUUUCUUCUUCUCUUGGGUAGAUCUGGGAAUGAGAACUUCGGUGCCUUGGUCAAUGGUCAUACGGUGCCUUCCAAAUUUUGGUUUUCCUUUACAGGAGGCGGAUAAAUUUUUUUCUCUUUGUUUUGUUCAAUACGAAGUAUUUGUUUUAGAGAUCUGGGAAUGAACUUUGGUGCCUUGGUCAUACGGUGCCUUCUAAUUCUUCUCCUCUUCAAAUUUUUUUGUUUCAACUUCUUACUUUUGUAGAGAUAUUUGUUUUGUUUUGUUUCUGUUUUGUAGUUGUUAGAUAAAAUUCGAUUCAAAUGUCAUUAUUAUAGUCACAC
This is a messenger RNA of Cuscuta epithymum, 656 nucleotides long. NCBI's taxonomy places the organism in Eukaryota, Viridiplantae, Streptophyta, Magnoliopsida, Solanales, Convolvulaceae. The record is from the annotation of a GenBank genome assembly.